UAGCCAUUCUUUCACUCUUUCCUUUGACAGACCUACUUCGAAACCUGCUAACAGCACUUUCCUAAUAUUCCUUGAAAUAUCAUGCGUUUCUCUACUUCCCUCGCUGCAUUGGCAGUGACAGCUCAACAAGCUGCAGCGUACUACAAGGGCUUCAACGUCGGUGCCAACAACCCCGACGGAAGUUGCAAGACCAGAGAGCAAUGGGAGGAGGCCUUCAAUAAGUUGAGAGGUCUGCCGCAGGACAUUAACACAGUCCGCCUCUACGCAUCGAGCGAUUGCAAUACUCUUGCAAACGCGGUACCAGCUGCUCAGAACACUGGCACUCAAAUCCUUGUUGGAGUCUGGACUGAGGAUGCUGCCCACUUCGGCGCAGAGAAGGCCGCUCUCGAAUCAGCGAUCAACACCUUCGGCCACGACUGGAUUUUGGCAAUCUCGGUCGGCAGCGAGGAUCUUUACCGCGGCGAUACAGAUGCCAAUACUCUUGCCCAGCAGAUCUACGAUGUGAGAGGAAUGGUGAGAGCAAUGGGUGUUGAGGCCGAGGUUGGACACGUUGAUACCUGGAACGCUUUCACCAAUGCCGCGAAUGAUCCUGUGAUUCUUGCUUGCGAUUUUAUUGGUCUCGAUGCAUACCCGUACUGGGAAGGUGGUUCGAUUGAAGAGGCAUACGACUUGUUCUUCAAGGCAUACCAAGCUACGAAGGACCAUGUGCAGUCGGUUGGAAGUGGUGCCUGGGUAUGGAUCACCGAAACCUCCUGGCCAGUCACUGGGGACAACUUCGGCAACGCCGUUCCUUCUGUUGCCAAUGCCCAAAAGUUCUGGCGCUCCGUGGCCUGCGAACUAUUUAACGAAGCGCAUGUGUUCUGGUAUGCCUACCAGGACUACAACGACUCUCCGUCUUUUGGCAUCUUCGACUCGAACGGCAACGCCAUCUACGAUUUGUACGCAUGCUAAGUUGACUAGCCGCCCUGGGUUCUAUAACGAUUGGAGAUGAGGCACAGCUAGACCACUCCGCGUAGUUUGAGUAUACGACAGAUCUCAUUGUUGCGCUCACGUGCUCCGUUCACCAUUCACCUCCCAUUCACCUCCCACCAGCCCGUAACGCCGCGAAGCUUAUUCCACGACACUUGCUUUCCCUACUUAUUCAGCAGGCACCUCUCCUCCACCGA
Messenger RNA from Cercospora beticola, 1166 nucleotides. RefSeq lists its product as uncharacterized. Gene Ontology annotation, biological process: cell wall organization; carbohydrate metabolic process. The record is from RefSeq and is a predicted model, not a curated record. Gene Ontology annotation, molecular function: glucan endo-1,3-beta-D-glucosidase activity. Gene Ontology annotation, cellular component: cell surface; fungal-type cell wall; extracellular region. NCBI's taxonomy places the organism in Eukaryota, Fungi, Ascomycota, Dothideomycetes, Mycosphaerellales, Mycosphaerellaceae.